CAGACGGAGCCAGGGCAGGCAAGUUUGUGCGCGGUCUGCGGGAGGGACUGCGAACCAAAGUUUUGACGAGCAGACCUCGUGACUUGGACGAGGCGGUCACUAUGGCAAGAUGUAUAGAAGAAGACUGGGCGAGGACACAGAAGGAUCACCAGAAGAAAGCAAGCCAGCAUUCACAAGGUGGACGAACCCAGGUGAAGCGCCACCACUUUGCAGGCAGGACAAGGCCUUAUGAGAGGCGGGAUGAUCGAACUUUCAGACGGAACCAGCCAACCCGUAGUGAGGCCACCCAGGGGUCAGUGGCUACUCCGACUUCUCAGAGGUGCCCUACUUGUUCGCGUGUGCACCCUGGAAAGCCGUGCUAUCGAGAGAUCGGAGCUUGCUUACACUGUGGAAGGAUGGGGCACUUUAUCAAGGAUUGUCCCUUAAGGAAAGAAAGAGAGUUGAAGAAGCCAGAGGCCGGUCCUUCUAGCGCACGACAGACGACUGGACGUGUCUAUGCUACUACCGUGGAGGAGCUUCAGGCACACGACCUUGUUGAAGGUUUUGGUGUACCCGGGGCAGCAGGCUGAGCAGAUGGCUACACUCACGUCCUACUGGGGAGGUUUUGGGUUUUGUUUUGUUCUUGUAGUGCCGGCGCGUCGGGUUUUUGGUUUUACUGAUGCCUUGUUUUGAUGAGGCAUCGAUGUUGUGAUUUUGGGGCAUUUUUGUCAAAUGUACAAUUGAAUUGAAAUGCUAUAUAAUGGAAAGCUUGCCCCAUUGUUUUGAAUUGCUUGGCUCAUUCCUUUUUGA
This is a messenger RNA of Nymphaea colorata (pocket water lily), 789 nucleotides long. Its product is annotated as branchpoint-bridging protein-like. Gene Ontology annotation, molecular function: nucleic acid binding; zinc ion binding. The transcript is spliced from 2 exons. Lineage: Eukaryota; Viridiplantae; Streptophyta; Magnoliopsida; Nymphaeales; Nymphaeaceae. The record is from RefSeq and is a predicted model, not a curated record. Bases 102 to 569 code for a protein of 155 amino acids.